Leptopilina boulardi is the source of this 1131-nucleotide messenger RNA. It is a transcript of the gene Sptr, whose product is annotated as sepiapterin reductase. Gene Ontology annotation, molecular function: sepiapterin reductase (NADP+) activity. The record is from RefSeq and is a predicted model, not a curated record. Bases 262 to 1047 code for a protein of 261 amino acids. Gene Ontology annotation, biological process: tetrahydrobiopterin biosynthetic process. Lineage: Eukaryota; Metazoa; Arthropoda; Insecta; Hymenoptera; Figitidae. The transcript has 3 exons.
CUUGACCUUCGUAACUGUUUUUUUGUUAACAAAAUGUCAAAACUCCAUACAAUAUGUUAAGCUCCAAAUGAUUUUUUCUUAUUUUUCAAACUAAAAAAUACUCAUGUUACAUUAAUAUAGAAAUAAUAAAAGUAGAGUAGAAUAAAUAGAAUAGAAUUUUAUAAUAAAAAAAAAUUUUGUAAAACAUUUAUUUCUUUUGAAAUUUAUUUAAUUUAAAAUACAAUAUAAUUGAAUAAAAAAAAGAAUUAAAAAGUAAGAAAAAUGAAAAUAUUUUCUGAAAAAGUAUUUCUUCUUAUUACGGGAGCAAGUCAAGGAAUAGGUGAACAAAUUGCAAAAUCUUUUGCCCCAUUAUUGCCGGCUAAUUCACAAAUUUUACUUCUUGCAAGAAAUGGAGAAAGUUUAAAUCGAGUGAAACAACAAUUACCUGACAAUUUAGUGAUAAAUACUGUCAGUGUUGAUCUUUCCUCUUCAUCAGCUGAGGAUUUAACUGAAAUUUUUCGAAAUAAUGUAAAAGAAGAAAAUAUUUCACUGUUUAGUGAAGCUAUUAUUAUACAUAAUGCCGGUUCUUUGGGAAAUAUAACACAAAAAACUAACGAUAUGUUGGAUUUUGAUGUAAUGCGUAAAUAUUAUGAUUUAAAUGUAUUUUCACCAGCAGUGUUAAAUAAUGUUUUUAUGAAAUUUUUCAAUGGACAUGUGAAAAAUAAAAUUUUUGUCAUUAAUAUAACAUCGCUUUGUGCUAUUGAGCCAAUGAAAUCAAUGGGUUAUUAUUGUUCUGGAAAGUCAGCAAGAGAAAUGUUUUUUAAGGUAUUUGCCAAAGAAAAUCCACAUGUGAAUGUAUUGAAUUAUUCACCAGGACCUGUGAAAACUGAAAUGUUUCACGAUGUAUGUCAAAAUGUUGGAGAUUUUGAAGUAAAGGAAAAUUUUAAUGAAUUAAAUGUGAAAAAUACAGUUUUAACAACACAACAAACAGUAAAUCGUCUUUUGACAGUAUUAGAAGAACAAAAAUAUUCAUCGGGCGAUCAUGUUGAUUAUUAUGAUUCUUUAUGAAAUGGAAAAUUUAUUUUUUGUUAAUUUUAACAUUGAAUAUGGAUUAUUUGUGAAAAUAAAUAUUUUUUUAUAAUUGUUUAUAAA